AUGUCAAAGUUCGUGAAGAAUGUUAAAAAAUGGACUGGCGUGUCUAGGGCGUCCACGCCUGAGCUCAGCCGCAGCCAGUACUCCUUGGUGUCCUGCGGGGAGUUGACCGCUGAGGCGAUUCAAGUGUGGCUGGGGCUGCCGAAGAAGAUCAAAUAUGAUCCAGAGUUGGCACCGUUUAGACAACGCUAUGAAAAGGAGAUCGGUAAUAUUGAGAAUGAGAACGUCCCGCUCGACUGUAACGGUUCUGUGCCGGAUAGUAAACGACUUCCCCUGGUGAAAUCCGCUCCGCAUCUCAACAACAGCAACAACAAUAACAACAGCGUUAACGAUGCCUACGUUAAUUUCAAAGAUUCUGAGGAACCUGACAAUAAUCACGGAAAUAAGAUCGAAACACAGAAUCAUCAUGGAUCAACACACAAAAAACAAACAAAGAUGGCCAUAGCCAGUCACUAUGUGAAAAUGAUGUUGCUGAUUGCCUGUUGGAUCUUCUUUACGGUUGUUUUUAUGUUAUACAAUGAAAAAGAAGUAAUAAGAAGGAACUCUUUUGUAGCGCCCGGAGAAAUCAAAAAUUAUAUUCUAAACGUAUCGAGUGAUAAGAUUGUGGCACUAGUGAAACUAUCAGGUCCGUUCCUACCGGAGCCUACGGAGAAACACUUGAACGCGAGUGAACUGAUCAAAGCUGAUAAAAUGACGUUAUGGUUGGAAAGGUGGACGUUGAACGCUAAUUUUGACGGAGUUGAUGUAAACGAAUCAAUAAUAGCACAAAGAGAAGUUUCCGAUCAUUGGUCGAUAUUACUUCAAGGGAACGAGUUUCUUGACUUCAACCAAGGAGAGCCACGUUCCACCACUCUAGCUCUCCCUACGAACUCGUCUAGCUCGAACAAUUCAACAGUUUAUGCCAUCCGUAUGAACACAACCUCGAGUAAAACCGUUCCAUUGACUUUGGCUUUCACGGUGGACCCUGUAGAAGUCGCAAACGGAGUCGCGUACGCCUGUCUACUACUUUGCGGCUUGUAUGUGCUGAUCAUAUUUGAGAUUGUCAAUCGACCCAUGGCGGCUAUCAUAAUAUCUACAACAUCCUUGGCUGUGCUAUCUCUGAUCGGCGAAAGACCCUCAAUACCUGAACUGGUUUCCUGGCUUGACAUCGAGACGUUGCUCUUACUGUUCAGCAUGAUGUUACUGGUGGCUAUAACGGCUGAGACGGGAAUUUUUGAUUUUCUUGCUGUUUUCACUUUUGAAGUGACUAGAGGCAAACUGUGGCCACUUAUAUCUUUAUUGUGUGCGAUCACAGGCCUGCUCUCGACCUUUCUCGACAACGUCACCACUGUGCUCCUGAUGACUCCUGUUACGAUCAGGUUAUGCGAGGUAAUGAACUUGGAUCCAAUCCCCAUCUUGAUGUCAAUGGUGGUAUUUAGUAACAUUGGUGGGACCUCCACGCCUGUCGGAGACCCACCUAAUGUUAUAAUCGCAUCUAAUAAAGUUGUGGUUCAAUCUGGAAUCAACUUUACCAAUUUUACUCUGCACAUGACUGUUGGGGUCCUAUUGGUGUGCGUGCAAACUUACUUUCAGCUUCGCUAUAUUUACCGGGACACCAGUAAAUUGAGAUUGAGUGUACCUACAGAUAUACAAGAGCUACGUCACCAGAUCUCGAUUUGGCGGCGUGCGAUAGAAUCUCUUCCUCACUUGAGUAAAGACCAGCACGUUGUAAGAGAGAGACUUGAAAGGAAAGUUACAAAAUUGAACACUAAGCUGAUGGCAUUAGAGAAACAGAGCACUAAGAGGGUGUUUCCUAAAGAGACCUUCCAUAGUACUCUCAUCGAAUUAAAAGAGAAGUACAAGAUCCGUGACAAGGCGCUUCUUAUCAAGGCUACAGUAGCGAUCAGUUUUGUUGUUCUGGUCUUCUUCCUACACUCCAUACCCGAGUUUAAUCGCGUGUCAUUAGGCUGGACAGCUCUACUUGGCGCGAUACUGCUCCUAACGCUGGCGGAUCGAGAAGAUUUGGAGCCGAUUUUGCAUCGUGUUGAGUGGUCCACAUUGCUGUUCUUCGCCUCGCUAUUUGUAUUGAUGGAGGCUUUGUCCAAACUGGGCCUUAUCGAAUUUAUCGGUGGCAUCACAGAAGACCUUAUUUUGAAAGUGAACGAGAACGCUAGGCUGGCUGUCGCUAUUUUGCUCAUCUUAUGGGUGUCAGGACUGACAUCGGCGUUUGUAGACAACAUACCGUUGACAACGAUGAUGGUGCGCGUGGUGACCACUCUGGGCUCUAAUCUGCAGCUGGGUCUUCCCAUGGCGCCUUUGAUUUGGGCUCUGUCAUUUGGGGCCUGUUUGGGAGGCAACGGCACACUGAUCGGCGCGAGUGCAAACGUGGUGUGCGCCGGCGUGGCCGAGCAGCACGGCUACCGCUUCACCUUCCUGCAAUUCUUCCGCGUCGGCUUCCCCGUCAUGAUCGGCCACCUCUUCGUCUCCUCCCUCUACCUCCUCCUCUGCCACUGCGUCUUCACCUGGCACUGA
Parnassius mnemosyne (clouded apollo) is the source of this 2508-nucleotide messenger RNA. The record is from the annotation of a GenBank genome assembly. NCBI's taxonomy places the organism in Eukaryota, Metazoa, Arthropoda, Insecta, Lepidoptera, Papilionidae.